CAAGACGGCCCAACAUGGCUCAAGGGGCCAAGGCGGCCCCAUAGCCAUUUCGGCUCAAGCGUCUCUGCUCAGGGAUCUAAAGCGAGAGUGCGGCGGCCCAGCAGCAGGUCGGACAUCUCACACAAUAUUGGGUUCCAUUAUCGCUUUGCUAGCAUGGCGACAACGACUCAUGGUAAGCCUGAGAAGGUCAAGGGCUUGAAGUCGAAGCCCUGCGAUGAGGGCAAGUGUGGCGUGGUUCCCUUGAGCGCUGAGCAGCAGCGUCUAAAGUGGAAGGCUACGAUUGCAGCAAUGUGCCUUGAUGCAAUCCCUGGGAUCUAUGUUGGCUCUUCGACGUGGGUGGACCACAUGAACCAAGCGGUGCCGUCAGGCAUGUCCCAUUGGUUCGCCCCGGGAGUUACACAGCCAGGGUUCUUCAUUUUCAUGGCCUUAUGUGUGUACUUCCCCUUGUUGGCGCUCCUUCUUCGCAGGAAGAUCGUCGGUGUGCGGGCGCUAGGUAUCUUGGCUGUGGCUGCCUUUGUGUUCCCUUUGUCCAUCGGCGUGACUGCAGGAGGUGGAAGUUUUUGGGUGCAGUAUUUCGGGGCUGCUGUAGGUGGCGUCGGCUUGACGGCAGCUCAGUUUGUCGAGAAAAUCGUGGCAGUUCAGUGGUGGGCUCUCACAGGGGAGCAAGCCAAAGGGGCCGGUAUGAUGGGGGGUUCUGUUGGGCUUUGGUCCGUGGCAUUUACGCUUCUCUCAGCAAGUCUCAUUGAUGGUCUCGGCUUGGAGUCUGCGAUGUACAUCUUGGCGGCUGUCGUCUUCGCGGCGACGUUGGUCCCGUUGUGGCUCACAUUCGCCGAUGGGUUGCAUGCUCCUCCGCAAGCUGCGAUGGACGCAAGCUCCAAUGCCCCGGCUCGCUCUACGUCGCCCGAGUUCAGCACGAUUUCUGUGUUGAGCUCGCUGCAAUUCUGGCAAUUACUUUUCCACUUCUUCGCGAUUUUCUUCUUUGGCUUCGGCCUGAAGGCCCUGCUUAGCCCCAUCUUCCAGACGACCUAUGAUGUCACUUACCUCCAGUCGGCCUACUUUGCAGCCUUUGUCCUCGCAGUCUACGCAUUGAUGCGCAUUGGGCUCCCGCUGCUGACGCAGCGCUUCCCACUGAUGCCUGUCCACAUGGUCUUGUUGGCAAGCAGCGCCGCGCUCUAUGCAUGCUGCCCUGCUAUCGUGAAGCACCUCCCGAUCUGCUGGCUCAUCGUGGCCAACUCCCUGACUGGCGCCUCGUUUGCGGGCUCGAGCACCCUGCGUAAUUUGCUCGCCCUCGAGCUGUACGGCGCGAAGGAUCUGGCCAACGUCCUUCCCCUUCUCGAGGUGGGUGUGGGCGUGGGCAAGUUUGCUGGGCCCGUGGGGGGGUACUACAUCUUCCUCCAGGACACCUCUGGUGCAGCCGUUGCGAGCAGUACCGCCUCCUACAACCCUUUCUUCUACGCUUGUGCCGGGUUGGCGGCUCUGGACUUGGUCAACGUAGUGGUGUUGCACCUCCGCAGGAAGCAUCGAGGGAAGACGGCGCGCCUCGAGAGCGAGAGCGAGGACGAGAGUCAGAACAAUGCCUCUAUCGCUUGAUCGCGAUAGCGCGUCGGUCUAACAUGUAAGCGAUCGGCGCUGGCAGGUCGGACGGCACACAGGUCGGCCACGCGAACCUGGGCAGUUGACCAGGUCUGUAGGUUUCAUAUGCCACCCGAGCUUCGUGACUGUUUUUUGGCAUUUACAGCGGUGCUUCGAAUUCGGCAAUCUGCAUAGCGCAUCUGCAAUGUUUUGGACAUCGUAAUGCGACGCAGAUCCUAGUCGCGAGUUUGCCCCGUCUUGUAUCUGGCGCGCGCGCGCUGGCGGCGAGGGGGCUCGCGCGGCGCUGGCCUUUUACAGGGGGCCAUGUUUGAUGGCUCUUACUCUGUGCGCCAGGCUCCCAGCAGUUGGUGCGCAAGUGUGGGAGGCAUAGCGAUGUGCCCGACAACGGGACUCCGCGCUCAUUAUUGCGACCGGCUCCGCCAUUACAGCACAAGGCAAGCGAGUGGGCCAUGUCCAAAAGUGACGCGCCCCAGAGGUCACCGCGCGUACGCAUCAUAUCUUGAGACGUCUCCCGGCACCCUCGCCGCACA
Molecule: messenger RNA, 2123 nt
Organism: Prorocentrum cordatum
Lineage: Eukaryota; Dinophyceae; Prorocentrales; Prorocentraceae
Source: the annotation of a GenBank genome assembly